Molecule: messenger RNA, 555 nt
Organism: Fusarium redolens
Lineage: Eukaryota; Fungi; Ascomycota; Sordariomycetes; Hypocreales; Nectriaceae
Exons: 2
Coding region: 1-555 (184 amino acids)
Biological process (GO): transmembrane transport; carbohydrate transport
Cellular component (GO): membrane
Molecular function (GO): carbohydrate:proton symporter activity
Source: RefSeq, a predicted model, not a curated record
AUGGGACUUACCGGCAAAGUGUCUCUUGCGAGGCCUCGAGAUGACCCUGGUAAAGCGUGGCCUGCCAUCGCCGUCGGAUUCUUCGUAGCCUUUGGCGGUGUUCUCUUUGGCUAUGACACUGGCACCAUCGGCGGUAUCUUGGCUAUGCCUUACUGGCAGCGCGAAUUCAGCACUGGUUAUGUUGAUGCUAAAGGAAACCCCAACAUCACUUCGUCUCAAGAAUCAGCCAUCGUGUCUAUUCUCUCUGCAGGUACCUUUUUCGGUGCCCUUGCCUCGCCUCUCUUAUCUGACUGGCUUGGUCGUCGCCCUGGUUUGAUGAUCUCGACUUGGGUCUUCAACCUUGGAGUUGUUUUGCACACUGUCGCGACCGACAUUCCGCUGUUUCUGGCAGGUCGCUUCUUUGCUGGCUUCGGUGUUGGUCUUAUCCAGACCUGCGUAUUUGGAUAUGAUAUAUCGAUAUCAACUGUGCUAUCUGGAUAUAUCGAUACUGAUAUAUAUCGAUAUCGAUAUAACUCUCUGCCUCUUAAAUGGAUAUCCAGAAUGAUAUCCACCUAA